This is a messenger RNA of Suillus clintonianus, 1005 nucleotides long. RefSeq lists its product as uncharacterized. The transcript has 4 exons. The coding region runs from base 1 to 1005 and encodes 334 amino acids. The record is from RefSeq and is a predicted model, not a curated record. NCBI's taxonomy places the organism in Eukaryota, Fungi, Basidiomycota, Agaricomycetes, Boletales, Suillaceae.
AUGAAGAAUCUUCACAAAUCCACCAAACGAAGUCUGUCCCCAACAUCAAAAGCAGAAGAAACCAUGCAACCCAAGGCAAAGAAAAUAGAAGUUGACUCUGACACCACGAAAGAAGACACAGAGCAAACCCCACACGACAUCAUGAAGAGUUUGAAACUCAUCCCUGCUGUCAAGGCGAUUGACUCGCACUCAGGAACAAAAGUGCAGAGUAUCGACUUUCAAAUCAUGUUCAAGCACGAUGUGAAUGUUGCCAAACGACUUCUUUGUAUCACGACUGCGCCACAUGUUGAUGACCUUUUCAACAUCGGAACAGGUCAUGUGGGUGAUUUCACUCACACAAAGAACGGAUCCAUUGCGCAUCGUGACUAUCCAAACUGCCCGGCCAUAUUCUUUAUCGUCGGCAUCUCAGUCAUGUCUUCAACCAUGGAGGGAGAAAAACAACGCCAAAUUGCGGUCCUCCCCUGCGACCUUACUUGGCCAAGAGGCUUGUCACUCAUAGGCAAAAUAUGCCAUGAGAGGUACCUCGCCUUCUGGACCCAAGAUAAGGGAGUCACCUUCUCAAGCCUUACUAAAACUGGAAAAGAGCCCACCGGCAGCACCGCUCACGAAGGUGAUGAAGAGGAAGAAGAAAAGGCACCUACAGCUAGCAGCAAGCUAUUGAAAUGGAACGAACACAUUCCGACAUUCGAUGGGAAAAAACCGUUCUGUCUCGAAGACUACUGGAAAUUGCCGAAGAUCAACGACGAAAUCGAAAAUGGAACACCAGUCCUCGUAUUCUUCACGGCAAGCACCUAUGAAUACAAAGGUACAGCGCAUAACAGGGAACUACGAAAAAAUGCAUCCAUGAAUGCCAAAGCCAUCGUACUCUUGGCAAACUCCCCAGACAGCUACCAACACGGUGAAAAACCGCCCACAGCAAACUACAGUGAAAAGGACCUCGGGAUCAUGACAGUGAAACCUUUGAAAGAAUCGAAAGUGGCAGGAACAAAAAGCAAAAUGGUUUGA